Benincasa hispida (wax gourd) is the source of this 1872-nucleotide messenger RNA. Its product is annotated as shaggy-related protein kinase kappa. Lineage: Eukaryota; Viridiplantae; Streptophyta; Magnoliopsida; Cucurbitales; Cucurbitaceae. Gene Ontology annotation, cellular component: nucleus; cytoplasm. Gene Ontology annotation, molecular function: protein serine/threonine kinase activity; ATP binding. Gene Ontology annotation, biological process: signal transduction; cell differentiation; peptidyl-threonine phosphorylation. The record is from RefSeq and is a predicted model, not a curated record.
GCAAAGCUCUACAGACUCUCUCCCCUACUUUACUACACUUCACGCUAACUGAGAAAAUCCAACCUCCACUCCCCCACCAUGGAAACUCCAUAAAAUACAAAGCAGACCCAUAGCCAUACAAUAAUCACCCACCAAAUUCUCUCAUCGGGAGCUUAUGAUGAACCACCAUUGCUUUGUAUCGCCGCCAAAAUCCUCCCAGAAACCUUGGUGCUCAGGUUUUGUGGAGUGCAGGAGUACAAAGACGCGUGAUGGUAAUUAAUACUAGUACUCCUAAUGAACAGAGACAAUAUAAUGGCGUCUGCAACCCUAGGAAAUGGGGGAGUUGGUAGUUCUAGGUCUAUCAAUGGCUUCAAGGGUUCAUCUAGUUCAGUGGACUGGCUUGGGAGAGAGAUGCUUGAGAUGAGACUGAGGGAUAAGACAGAUACUGAUGAGGACCGAGAUAGUGAGCCAGACAUCAUUGAUGGAGUGGGUGCUGAAGCAGGGCAUGUGAUAAGAACCACCAUCGGUGGUCGAAAUGGUCAAUCUAAGCAGUCUAUCAGUUAUAUUACAGAACAUGUAGUUGGAACUGGUUCUUUUGGUGUUGUUUAUCAAGCAAAAUGUAGAGAAACUGGAGAAAUUGUUGCAAUCAAGAAGGUUCUUCAAGACAAGCGAUACAAGAAUAGGGAGCUGCAGAUUAUGCAAAUGUUGGAUCACCCGAAUAUUGUUUCCCUAAAGCAUUGUUUCUUUUCAACAACAGACAAAGAGGAGCUCUAUUUGAACCUUGUGCUUGAAUUUGUUCCCGAAACUGUCAACCGUAUGGCAAGGAACUACAGCAGGAUCAGUCAGCGAAUGCCCUUAAUCUAUGUUAAACUUUAUACCUAUCAGAUAUGUAGGGCACUGGCUUACAUACAUAAUUGCAUUGGUAUCUGUCACCGGGAUAUCAAACCUCAAAACUUACUUGUGAAUCCACAUACACAUCAGCUCAAACUUUGCGACUUUGGGAGUGCUAAAGUCCUAGUGAAAGGUGAACCUAAUGUUUCAUACAUCUGCUCAAGAUACUAUCGUGCCCCAGAACUCAUAUUUGGUGCCACUGAGUACACUACUGCAAUUGAUAUAUGGUCGACAGGAUGUGUGAUGGCUGAGCUACUUCUGGGAAAGCCCCUUUUUCCUGGUGAAAGUGGAGUUGACCAACUAGUUGAGAUUAUCAAGGUUUUGGGGACUCCAACCAGAGAAGAAAUAAAAUGCAUGAAUCCAAACUACACUGAGUUCAAGUUCCCACAGAUUAAGCCUCAUCCCUGGCAUAAGGUUUUCCAGAAACGUCUACCUCCUGAAGCCGUGGACCUUGUAUGCAGGUUUUUCCAGUAUUCACCGAAUUUGCGGUGUACUGCUUUGGAAGCUUGUGUCCACCCCUUCUUUGAUGAGUUAAGGGACCCAAAUACACGCCUUCCUAAUGGCCGGCCACUUCCUCCAUUAUUUAAUUUUAAACCUCAGGAGCUUGCUGGCAUACCACCUGAUACCAUUAAUCGACUCAUCCCAGAGCACGCUCGUAAGCAGAACUUGUUCAUGGCUUUGCAUACCUAGCUACAGAUGAGAGGUCUCCAUUGGUGCUGCUUGUCACUCUGCUCCAAGUCAAGUCUUAAACGUCCUGAAUCCACCAUUGCUCGAUAUAUAUGAUGGGUGCAUUCUCUCAGAACAGACUUAUAGCAGUAAACAAUUUGAGAAAUCUGAAGCUUUGUGUUUGCUUGAAGAAGAUAUUUUUGUAUUUAAAAUAAAGACAGAUAAUUUAUGGUGUAUAUUUUUCAGUCAAUCAAUACCCAUAAUAUGGUUUAUGGUACCUCUACAUCUUGUAAUGGUUUCUCUCUUGUUCAAUAUUGUUCCUUCCAUUUCGUCUUC